GUUGUUGUAUUGUGUUUAUUAUUGUUGAAUUGCGGAUAAUUUUGUAUUGGUAAUUUUUCUGUGAUUUAUUAAGGGAUACGAACAAUAAAAAAGUAACUUUUACACAGGAUCGGCUCCUGUAUUAUCUUGAGAACUGGUCAGACAUCAACCAUGGCGGAGGCUCCGGAAUCUUCCACAGUGUUCGUGGACGUGGCCUCUGAGGCGAUGUACCCCAUAGCGCCGGAGGCAGUUGAGGAGCCUAAAGCAGAACCUGAUAUGAGUGAAAUCGGACCGCUGCUGGUAGAAAAAAACGCCACAAACACAGCUCGUCUCCGCUGCCCAGACUGCAAGCGGUACACGGCAACCACAGAAGAGAAGAUGCUAAGACAUAUACGUAAGACGCACCGAGGAGAGAACCCGUUCCAAUGUUAUAUGUGUGAUUACUCCACUUAUAAUAAGGUUUUAUUCGAAGAGCAUGUGCGGAUACAUCAAGGCAUAAAGCCCUACAAAUGUUCCUACUGCCCCUACCGCAGUGUUUCAAAGAAGAACACCAAAAAACAUGAGUUAGUUCACCGGCCCGAUAACCCGAGGAAAUGUGACCAAUGUGGCUUCAUAGCCAGGCAUGAGAAAGGGCUCAAACAUCAUCUGCGUAUCCAUGGUGACAAUGAAGAUCUAGAAUGUUCGCUGUGUAAACAAAGUUUCAGUGAUGUGGCGGGCUUCAAUAGUCAUAGGAAGUCGAAGAAAAGAUGCCCAGAAUGUAAAUCGAUGUUCUGCAAAUCGAUAAUAGCGAAACAUAGACAAGAAGCGCACGGCGUGGUCGGAGAGAAGAAAACAAGCAAAAAGUCUUUAACCAAAAAGAAUUUGUUCACUUGCGCUGUAUGCCAGUGGGAGGGGAAUACUAAGCCCAGGAUAUUACUGCAUUUGAUACACCAUCCUGAUCAAGAAGAAGCAAUGUCAUCGAAAAGUUCUAAGAAAACUACAAAUCCCAAUCCUAGAAUUAGACCAUUGGAACCGAUCAUAACUCGAACAAAAUCAGCCCAGCAACGACGCCAACUAAGAAACAAACCAGACAAGAAAACCGAAAAACCGAAACUUACUAAACCUGAUAUAAAAUCGCCUAAAACCAUCAAACCUGUGAUACGUUCGAAAGAGGCUCUACUUAAGGAACCUGUGAAGAGUUCCGUUGAAGAAACAGAACAAGUAGAGUAUUAUCCGAAUAAGUUGAAACGCAAACUUUGUACUAAGAAAAUUAUGUUGAAACCUAAACACAAUUUUAAAGUUGUUGCUGCUACUAAUAAGAGGAAGCUGGCAACACCAAAGAGAGGUCUUAAAUCACCAACCAGCAAACAGGGUUCACCUCGUAACCUCCUUUCACCAAAGAGGCCUAAACAAGUUUGUAACAGCCCGGAACUGACCAUGCAGGACAUGGUGAGACUUGUGGAGGAAACCAGGAGUCUUAGUGAUGAGGACUUCAUGGAGAUCCUGACGUGUCCCAGCCCGGUGUGGUGGGAAGACCCACCUGACGGAGGUUAUGAUGAGGAUUCGAUAUGCACAAGAUCUCCCGAGCGGCUUCCAGAAAAAUCAACACAAGAGACGAAAAAGAGGAAAAUCACCAAAACAAAGCCAUUUAACAAAACAAACAACAAUAUUAUAAACAUAGAACAAAAACCUGAACAAAUAACGAUAAAACCAAUAAAAAAAGACGAACGAUUCGUGCAGAAAAAACUAAAAUUAGAAAAUAUAUUAGGCAAUAUAAAGAACAAAACUAUUAAACCAAUUAGUAAAGUGAAAAACAGUAUAACUGACAACCGUAAUCGAAAAGUUUCCGACAGCGAAGGCGAUAUAUCAGAUCUGAGUUUUAACGAAGAAGAAAUACUGAAAAAUCUCGAAAAUAUGGACAUUCCUAUAGAACCUAAAAUACCUGUAAAUGUUAAAAAAGAAAUAGACGUUAAAGAUAUAAAGAAUGAAAUCACGGAUGUAUAUGAUACUACGUCAAAAAACGAAAAAGUAGUUAGUGAGAAUUUAUCUAAUGUAGAUAAAAAAUCUGAAAUUAAAGAGGAAUUUCAUUGUAAGGUAGUUCAUAAGAACGAUGAUUUAACUAAAUCAUCUAAGUGUGACGAUAAUUUCAAUGUAAAAAGUGUAAAUAUUGAUAAUCAAAGUACUAUAAUUUCAAAUGUACAUGAUAGUAGCUGUAGAUUAAGUAGCAACAAGGACUCGACAGUAAAAGAUCCGAGUUGUUCAAAAAACUUGGAAAUUAUCAAAAAUCAUGAACAAAAUACUUUAGACGCGGAUAAUUCAAAUAAUGACAACUCUAAUGAGAAUCUUUCCAACAAAAAAUGUACUGAUCUAAGCGAAUACAUAACUGUUUAUAAAAUAAUUCCAGAAAAAUCGAAAAGUGAAAUUACACCUGAAAAGGAACCUAAACCCACUUCUAGUUCUAGAAAAACUAAAAUGGACUCUGUAAAAGGAAAACUAAACGAUUUUUUCAAACAUUGUAAAAAUAGUAAACGCGUGAGAAAAAGUCAAAGCCCAGUUCCCGCCAUUCCUUUGACAGAUGUCAAACAGGAAGUCAUAGAUAACGAAAGUAGUGAUAGUAAAAUCGAUUUGGAAGAAAAUAGUCGACUAAAGGAUAGUGAUAGUGUUGUGAAAACCGAAAAUGAGAUGAAAAAUAAUGGCGAGUUAGAAAAGGCGCCAAACUUACAUUGUCAUUCUUGUGAUUUUCUUGCUGAUACUAAAGAAAUAUAUAGUCAGCACGUUUCUUCAUGUAAAGAUCUUGCGAGAUUAUCUUGGAGACAUAAUUAUGUGUUAAAUCAGACUUGAUAAAGCCUACAAUGUUUUUCUUGUUUUUAAAUUAUGUAGUCACUAAAUGGCUAGUCUUUCUGGUAGUCUUGCCAUUCUGAAACUUGGUUCCUAUUGAUUUCAUGAUAAUCGGAAUAUACUGAACAAAAAACUUUUGUGCAUGCGCAAAAGUUAUUCAGGUGAGAAGUGUAAAAUCUAUGAUUGUAUCAACGUAGGUACAGUUGUCGCCAAACUAUUAUGUAAAAUAAUUUUAGGUAUCCGCAGUAAAGUUAAAAAAAAAAAACUUGGAGUAAGAAACCUUUUUAAUGAGUAGGUAUGCCACCUAAACUGUGACUAUAACCAGACUUAUGCUUAUUUCCCGGCCUUUCAAUGGUCAAAUCAACGAUUUGACAUCGGAAAAUGUCUCGGUUAUCGCUAUAGUUAAAUGGUGCAACUCACCACAAGGCAUAAGUACGACGAGUGAAGAGCUUGAAUGUCAGUUAUGAAUCUAGACUUAGAUGUAUAGGUAUUGAAAUAUAUCACUGCCUGCACAGUUGUGAAUAAAUUAUGUUAUUCCUA
Messenger RNA from Helicoverpa armigera (cotton bollworm), 3336 nucleotides. RefSeq names its product RE1-silencing transcription factor. The record is from RefSeq and is a predicted model, not a curated record. The transcript has 8 exons. Lineage: Eukaryota; Metazoa; Arthropoda; Insecta; Lepidoptera; Noctuidae. The coding region runs from base 151 to 2799 and encodes 882 amino acids.